Molecule: messenger RNA, 5062 nt
Organism: Acanthochromis polyacanthus (spiny chromis)
Lineage: Eukaryota; Metazoa; Chordata; Actinopteri; Pomacentridae
Gene: pan3
Product: poly(A) specific ribonuclease subunit PAN3
Exons: 18
Coding region: 332-2713 (793 amino acids)
Biological process (GO): nuclear-transcribed mRNA poly(A) tail shortening; mRNA processing
Cellular component (GO): P-body; PAN complex
Molecular function (GO): poly(A) binding; metal ion binding
Source: RefSeq, a predicted model, not a curated record
AUGCAAAGCCAUGCUAGCUGCCGUGUAGCAGAGCAGCCUGAUGCGAGCAAAAAAACAACAACAGGCUACUUUGCGAAGAAGGCAGCUGCAUGGAGAGUGACAACAACGACGAGCAGGAUUUAACGCAUGCAAUGUUAUUUCCUUAAACCAAAAUGCUUCUUAGCCUUAUAAUGUGAGUACUGUGGGAUCUUAAAUGUUCUUCACCAGCUGAACUGAUAUUAAUCCGUUCCUUUAAGGGGAAACUGUUUGCACGCUAGCUGGCUAGCACGCUAGCUCUCUGCGUCUCUAUGUUUGAGUGUCUUCCGGCAGCAGUGGCGGCAGCGGCGGUGCCAUGAACAGUGGACUCCCACCUUCAGCUGCUCCACUUGGGGGUGCCGGGAUACCCAAUGUCAAGGUGAAGUUUUGCCGAUAUUACGCGAAAGACAAAACCUGCUUUUAUGGAGACGAGUGUCAGUUCCUGCAUGAGGAUCCGUCCAUGGCAAGCCUGCCGCUGCACGGCGGUGGUGGUAGCCCCGUCCCGUUGUCCAUGGCCGGCGGUGGCGGGACGCCAGCGGGGUAUUCCCUCGGCGGCACUGCCGCCGCCUGUCCGGGUGGUGGGGGGACCGGUGUGUCAAAGAAGAGCGAAACACUGGGGCCUGCAGGCACGUCUCUGGAGGGGCAGCUGUUAACCAUCCCAGGGAUGGAGGGCGCAACCCUGAGCGAUGCCAAUCUUACCAACUCUUACUUCAGCAGCAGCUUCAUUGGAGUCAAUGGGUUUGGAAGCCCAGCUGAGUCUAAAUAUUCGAUGAUGCAGCGAAUGACUACCAGCAGCAGCUCUCCCAGUCUCCUCAACGAUGGUGCCAAGAACUACAGCCACAGCACUCAUGAUCCAGUGAACUCCCCGACAUCCUCAUUGUUCAGUGAUUUUGGUGCUCUUAGCAUUUCCCAAAGGAGAAAGACUCCUAACCCGGCAGCAAGUGAGUUCAUCCCUAAGGGAGCCCCACGUAUGGCCACCAUGGCUCAGUCCACUGUCCAGGCCUUCCCCUCGCCUCUCUUUGCACAUCCUGGUCUCAGCAGCUCCACAGCUGCUGCUCUGGCUCCAGGCAUGUCUUUGUCUGCGGGGUCUUCUCCUCUCCACUCCCCAAAAAUUACACCACACACCUCGCCUGCUCCUCGUCGGCGCAGUCACACCCCAAACCCUGCCAACUACAUGGUGCCCACCACCGCAUCUGACCAGGGCACACACAUAAUCCAGAAAGAGACUGUAGGGGGGACCACCUACUUUUACACAGAUAACACCCCGGCACCAAUGGCUGGGAUGGUGUUUCCUACCUACCAUAUCUACCCCCCUACUGCACCCCAUGUGGCUUACAUGCAGCCUAAAGCAAAUGCCCCGUCCUUCUUCAUGGCUGAUGAGCUCCGACAGGAGUUGAUAAACAGACAUCUAAUAACCAUGGCCCAAAUUGACCACUCAGAGAAUCCAGAUGUACCAUCGGAGGUGGACAGCUACCACAGCUUGUUUCCACUCGAGCCACUCCCUCCUCCAAACCGCAUGCAGAAGACCAGCAACUUCAGCUACAUCACCUCCUGCUACAAGGCAGUCAACAGCAAGGACGACCUGCCUUACUGCCUGAGGAGGAUACACGGUUUCCGCCUUGUUAACACCAAGUGCAUGAUGCUGGUGGACAUGUGGAAAAAAAUUCAGCACUCAAACUCUGUUACAUUGAGGGAGGUCUUCACCACCAAGGCCUUUGGAGACCACUCGUUGGUCUUCUCUUAUGAUUUCCAUGCAGGUGCAGAAACAAUGUUCAGCAGACACUUCAAUGACCCAGCAGCAGAUUCGUACUUUACAAAGAGGAAGUGGGGACAACAUGAACCUCCGCCGCCACGGCAGCAUGCAGGUCUGCUGCCAGAGUCCCUGAUCUGGGCUUAUAUUGUCCAGCUCAGCUCGGCCCUGCGCACCAUCCACACCGCUGGCCUGGCCUGUCGUGUCAUGGACCCCAGCAAGAUUCUCAUCACUGGCAAGACCAGGUUACGGGUGAACUGUGUUGGGGUGUUCGAUGUCUUAACAUUUGACAACAGUCAGACCAAUCAUCUUGCCUUGAUGCCACAGUACCAGCAAGCAGAUCUAGUGUCGCUGGGCAAGGUGGUGCUGGCUCUGGCAUGUAACUCGCUGGCCGGCAUUCAAAGGGAGAACCUGCAGAAGGCCAUGGAGCUGGUGUCUAUUAACUACUCUUCAGACCUCAAGAACCUCAUUCUGUAUCUGCUGACUGAACAGUCUCGCCUGCGCAGUGUCAAUGACAUUAUGCCAAUGAUUGGAGCACGAUUCUACACACAACUGGAUGCAUCGCAGAUGAGGAAUGAUGUCAUUGAGGAAGACCUGGCCAAGGAGGUGCAAAACGGCCGUCUCUUCCGCCUGUUGGCCAAACUGGGCACCAUAAACGAACGACCAGAGUUUCAGAAGGACCCGACGUGGUCAGAGACGGGCGACCGCUACCUGUUGAAGCUUUUCCGGGAUCACCUGUUUCACCAGGUGACAGAAGCAGGAACGCCCUGGAUUGACCUCAGCCACAUUGUCUCCUGCCUCAACAAACUGGACGCGGGCGUUCCUGAGAAGAUCAGUUUGGUGUCUCGGGACGAGAAAAGCGUCUUGGUUGUGACCUACUCGGACCUGAAGCGCUGCUUUGACAGUACCUUCCAGGAGCUGCAGGCUGCUGCCUCUGGCUCUCUGUAGCGCCCUCUUUGGGCCCGGGGUGGGACUGCCCAGACCUGGAGCACACUAUUGCACUACAGCAGAGGACCAGGCUCGUAGAGACGACAUCAGCAUGGCAAAGGCAACGGGGCAGGGCUUCGUGAACCUCAGUCACAUACACUGACCCUGUCCACCAGGAAGGCUUUUCUAAAGUGUAUUUUUUUUAGUUUUCCUAAAACCCCGCAGCUGAAAAUCGAAAAAAAUGAAUAAGGACAAAUAUGGAAGCUGUGACGAACGAAUAUGAUGACAUUUUUUAGAUUUGGGGAACAAACCGAGAAACAAAACAUGAGGUUUUGAACUUUUUUCCUGCUUUUAUUGUUUAUUUCUACAGUUGGGGGUUAUUUUUCUGUGGAGGAUGCACUAAGAUUUUAAUUUUUUUGUUAAUUUUUGUUAUUUUUAUGAAUAUGUGUGAGUGGCCUACAGGGUGCACAGAGAGAGCUAAAGUCACACACAUGGACAUAAAUACCAGAGCAGAAUUUAAACAAAUGACAAAAAAAAUGAAAUCCGGAGUCUAUAGACUGCAUCUUUCUUCCAGUUGGAGACCACACCCCUUCAUUCUGACGCACUGGGAGAUGGGACACACCACUCAAGGCUUUCACUGGGACGGUAUGGUACCUGUUUGGUGAAAUGGGCCGACCCGCCUUUGCCUUGGUUGUUGGUUCCCUUUGAGAAAGGACAAACCACUUGGUUGGGAGGGAAGGGUUUGUAAAACUGGAAAUAAAAUAGAUUUUUUUUAACAUUUUGGUUCGGGAGAUUAUGUCUCAUCAGCUUCACAUUUAUGUUGUGAGUCGGUGGGCUAGCGUGGACCAGGAUUUGGGUUCUAGGGGGUGGAACGUGGUUUCUGUUGGCACUGAAGAAGGGGUGUCUUCUCCUGAUGCCGUCUACCAAGUGUUGUUACAUAUUCAGCAACCGCCUUUGGUUCAUGGACACUAAUGUGACAUCAACUGCUCAAGGAUGGGUCAUUUUUGUUCUGCCUGUCCAGCACUUGGGUGUAGCCCGUGGGUGGGGCUUCUGUUGAGGUGGAGCCACAGCUGCCUCUUUGUGGAAUGUCCUUAUUUUGUCCCCCACCCGUCCUCUCACCCCCAACGUCCCUUAUCUCUGUCUCUCUCUUACUCCCCCCUCUCUUUUUAAUCCCCAAACUUUGCAUCCCGUCAGGGGGUCUGGGCAUCUCGACAUUUGAGAAAAAGUGAUGCUUUUUGUGACUUAUUUUUUCCCCAGCAGCUUUUUCUCUCUGCUCAGCUGUUAUGCAGGAAAACGAGAGGGCAAUUCUUAUUUUGCCUCAGUUCUGCUUUUUAUUAUUCUGUGGACCAAUUCCAGCAGGGGUUUAGGUAAAAGGGGAAGGGUGAAGGAGAAUAGGAACAGGGCACCAACUGUAAUUUGUUUUAUUUGACUUUUUAAGAUCAUGAAAUCCAAAACGACGUGCUGGAGACAAAGCAGUGGCGCUUCCUGUUGCACUCACACCCGGAUGGCUUGGAUUUCUCUCAGGAUGACAAACAGCUGGAGGGGCCCAAUGAUUGAAUGUGUUUGGCCGUCAUUGGCCGCCCCCUGUCCAGUCGGAUAGAUGAGCUGCAGUGGAGUGGGCGGGACGUCUUCAGAUGGAGGUUUUAGGAAGUAAAUGGAAGUUUAAGGCAUUGUGGAGAUCAUGCUUGCGAGGGAUUUCAUGUUGCCCUGAAGCACAGAAUCUAUUUUCAGUUGAUGAUUUAGAUCUUUGGUCAGAGUUUCUCUUCAAGUUGGAAGAAUUUGGUGCAAAUCUGUUUUACCUAUAAAAAUACCAGUCCAAGCUGUGCCACACCACUGUUCUUGAUUCUGCUUCUUUUCCUCCACAAAGCUCCUGAAUGUGUACAAACACGAGACUGUAGAACAACCGGAUCACAUGUAUGAACCAAACCGUCAAAUCAAGGUGCAGUGUUUUGGCUUCAGUUGCAAACUUUUCAGAUCAUCCUGGAAGUUGAAAGUCUGUUCUUGGGGGCAACAACCCUGCAGGGAGCUGGCUGUGUUAGAUCAUGUACUACUUCCUCUGUUUUAGUGAAAUGAACCGACAAAAACAUAUUUGGUGAAUGUGGUGCUUUAGAAAACCUUGGAAACACAGACUCACACACUUUCAAACACAUGCCCCCCAACUCGGCCUACACAAUGUCAGUGCUCAUAUCACUGUAUUCCACACAACACAAACACUCCAGUUAAUAUUAGUGACAACCUUCUUCUCUGCCCCCACAUCAACACACCUACAAUCACCAUCUUAGUAUGUUUUAUGCCCCUCUUGUGUUCUUGUCUCAAAUUUUGCAAUAUUUGUGUGUACAGCAGUAUUUUAAUAAAGAAUACCAAAACUGA